AUGUCUCCCUCCAACAUCGAGAAGCUAGGGCCGCACUACCAGCCUCCCGAAGCAACUACCGAAAAGAUUGUAGCGUCCCCAGAAGAGAGUUGGCCCACAAAAGAUUUUGGUCUUAUACCAAUCCCGAAAAGGCUCCAAUACGAUCCCCUCAAACCUUUUCACUUUGGCAUCUUUCUCAACGUUUCCUUUGGGUUUGCCAGCACAUUCACUGUCGCUAACUUGUAUUAUUGUCAACCGCUGUUGAUCGAAUUUUCGAAAUCAUUCGAUGUUACAUAUGAAGAGGUUUCACGCAUCCCCACCCUCAUUCAAGCAGGGUAUUUAGUGGGAUUACUUUUGAUAUCCCCCCUCGGCGACCUUGUUCGACGCAGACAACUGGUGUUGCUGCUGGUUGCAAUAUCCACUACUCUAACGAUAGGUUUGGCCGUGACCAAGAAUUUGCGGGUCUUCGAGACCUUGUCCUUCUUGAUCGGCGUUGCAAAUGUCACUCCCCAGAUCUUGAUGCCCCUAGCUGCAGAUCUGGCCCCACCUGAACGCAGAGCGUCUGUAUUGUCUGUGGUAAUCUCAGGUCUUGUGCUAGGCGUCUUGAUCGCUCGUGUCUUGGCUGGCGUCAUAGGUAAUUUUACAACCUGGCGUGCAGUCUACUAUAUGUCAAUUGGUGUCCAAUCACUCGUUCUUAUCGGCGCCUACCUGGUGCUUCCUGACUAUCCAUCCAAAAACCGUGAUAUGACUUACUUCCAAAUCCUAUUUUCGAUGGCCAAGUAUGCGGUGACGGAGCCACUUGUGAUACAGGUGGCCGUUAUAAAUAUUGCAUCCAGCGCCUGUUUUGCCAGUUUUUGGGUCACUCUCACCUUCCUUCUCGGAGGUCCACCCUAUUACUACUCCACUCUCAAAAUUGGUCUAUUUGGUCUCGUUGGCAUGCUAGGCGUGCUUGUUGUACCUUUCUCAGGACGUCUCAUUGACAAGUUGGUUCCUUGGUACGCAACUUUGACAGCCACUGGCUUGCUCCUGGUUUCCCAAGCCGUGCAGACUGCUGCAGGUGGGAUCAAUGUUGCAGCUGUCGUCAUCGCAUGCUUCGGGCUUGAUGUUGCGCGUCAGGCCCAGCAAGUGUCUAUGACCACUCGGGUCCUAAGCAUAUCUUCCGCCGCUCGUGCGCGUUUAAACGCCAUUCUCAUUCUAUCGUUGUUCAUCGGGCAGGUGAUGGGCACGUCUGUUGGCACCCACAUUUUCGUGCAACACGGAUGGAGAGCGUGUUCACUAUUAAUGCUGGCGCUCCAAGCCUUCUCAAUUGUAGUUUUAUUGCUGCGCGGUCCACAUUGUCCUCGGAAACGUUGGUUUGGCUAUGAAGGGGGACUCGAGGCACGCAAACGUGUUGUCUUGGAGAGGGAGAAAUCACGGAGUGGCGAGGGGGGAACAGUGGAACAUGAUCCAGAGGCGUAG
This is a messenger RNA of Suillus subaureus, 1437 nucleotides long. Its product is annotated as major facilitator superfamily domain-containing protein. Gene Ontology annotation, molecular function: transmembrane transporter activity. Bases 1 to 1437 code for a protein of 478 amino acids. Lineage: Eukaryota; Fungi; Basidiomycota; Agaricomycetes; Boletales; Suillaceae. The transcript is spliced from 8 exons. The record is from RefSeq and is a predicted model, not a curated record. Gene Ontology annotation, biological process: transmembrane transport.